GUUCGGGGACCGAUCAUGUACUUUACCCUUAAAAAACAUUAAACUAGAUGCCUAGAGGAAUCUGGAAUGUGGACAGAGAUAGGCAAAAGCAUGACUCAUCUUCUCCGGUCUCCGAUGCCUCUGUCUGCUUUCGCCCUCCCAAAGCGACUUGUCGUUUCCUUUCCUCUCGCUCAGCUUCUUCACCGUCACACACCACCCAAACCCUUCUGCUCCAGAAUGUCCGCCACGCCAUCAACUUCCCUGACUCACACCAUCUCCUUGCCCACUCAACUCGGUCAACCUGUCCAAGUCCUUGCCGCCUCUGGCCUGUCCGAUUCCGAGUUCAGGGCCGCUAUUGAAUCAUCUUUGUUUAGACAAUGGUUAAAGAAUCUGGAGUGUGAAAAUGGGAUUUUGGCUAAUGGGUACAUGACUUUAACUCAAGUGCUUAUUCAGGGAGUUGAUAUGUUUGGAAAGCGAAUCGGCUUCCUCAAAUUCAAAGCUGAUAUUAUCGAUAAAGGAACGGGAAAGAAGGUUCCAGGUAUAGUAUUUGCACGAGGACCAGCUGUAACUGUACUAAUUCUUUUGGAGUCCGAGGGCACAACAUAUGCUGUUCUCACCGAACAGGUUAGGGUCCCCACUGGGAGGGUUGUUCUCGAAUUGCCUGCUGGAAUGUUGGAUGAUGACAAGGGUGAUUUUGUUGGCACUGCAGUUCGUGAGGUUGAGGAGGAGAUAGGUAUUCGAUUGAAACUAGAAGACAUGGUUGACCUCACUGCGUUCCUUGAUCCAUCUACUGGAUUCAAAGUUUUUCCUUCUCCGGGAGGCUGUGAUGAAGAACUUGGGCUAUUUCUGUACAGAGGGCGUGUUGAUAAAAACAUUAUCACACAGCUUGAAGGAAAAGAAACGGGUUGUGUCAAACACGGUGAGCUGAUCAAGGUUCGUGUAGUUCCAUAUGAGAAACUCUGGCACACGACACCUGAUGCAAAGGCACUCAUGGCAAUUGCAAUCUAUGAAAUGGCCAAGAAAGAAGGAUUAUUACCACAAUAAUCCUAACCAGCUAACAUCAAUCAUUACCGGCUUCUGUUUGUUCCUAAUUCAGUCAGUGGUUUUAAGAUCAUGGAAUCAUGGGCACCAAUUGUCGUAGAAAUCGAGUUUAAAUAUUUAGCCUGUAAUAGACGUGUAAAACUGCAGUAGGAAGUUUGGUUUUGAGCUCCAUUGUUAAUUCAUCGCUUAAUGUUGGACCAAGUUUAGCCUUUAAAGUUUAACUUAAUUCCAAAUAAUAAUAGAAAGUCUGUUUGAACUCAA
Messenger RNA from Gossypium raimondii (Peruvian cotton), 1281 nucleotides. Its product is annotated as nudix hydrolase 14, chloroplastic. The coding region runs from base 67 to 1023 and encodes 318 amino acids. The transcript has 7 exons. Gene Ontology annotation, biological process: nucleoside phosphate metabolic process; ribose phosphate metabolic process. The record is from RefSeq and is a predicted model, not a curated record. Gene Ontology annotation, molecular function: ADP-ribose pyrophosphatase activity; ADP-glucose pyrophosphatase activity. Lineage: Eukaryota; Viridiplantae; Streptophyta; Magnoliopsida; Malvales; Malvaceae.